Molecule: messenger RNA, 6804 nt
Organism: Pygocentrus nattereri (red-bellied piranha)
Lineage: Eukaryota; Metazoa; Chordata; Actinopteri; Characiformes; Serrasalmidae
Product: adenosine receptor A1-like
Exons: 2
Coding region: 1732-2739 (335 amino acids)
Biological process (GO): G protein-coupled adenosine receptor signaling pathway
Cellular component (GO): dendrite; membrane; synapse
Molecular function (GO): G protein-coupled adenosine receptor activity
Source: RefSeq, a predicted model, not a curated record
UUAUUUAUUUAUUCAUUUAUUUAUUUAGUCCAAGAAGACCGUGUCCAUUUUUUCUACAUGCUGCACAUGGGUGUUCAUACUAUAAGGUAAUAUUUAAGAAAUGUGCAGAGCAGCAAUGAAGAUGUAAUGUAACUGUGAAUGGUCUAGGGGUAAGAGAUCUGCAAAGACAGCAAUUAAAGCCACAGUGACAAAUGUCUGUCAAAUUAUUUACCUGAAGGGAAGUUGCUUCCGUUACUGUGUCAGUUUUCAGGAAUGCCCCCCAGAGCACCCCCUGAUAUACAAGCAUGCAGGCUCUGCAGUCCACAUACAGAGCUAUCAGUUCUAUUCAUUUGGUCAACACGGCCCUGCACUUCAUGCUACAGCAUCUCAACAGUGCUGGAACCUAUUCAAGUGUUCCAUUUGUGGAUUUCAGCUCAGCAACGUCAUAGCACCAGAGCUGCUGCAGAUCAAACUGCUGCUGCAGUCUGUCAUGGAUCAUGGAUUUUGUGACAAACAGGAGACAGGAAAACACACGUCGGACCUCCGGACCUGAAAUACUGGAGUUUCACAAGGUUGUGCGCCCUCACCCCUUUUCUAAAGUCUGUGCACCUACAACUGUGUCAAGGAACCAACUGUGAAGAUCUUUAAGUUGGCAGACCACAGCACUAUGGUGGGCCCCAUAGACAGCAGUGAUGAAUCGAGCAGCUGGCCUCCUGGUGCAGCAGCAACAACCUGCAUGCCUGUUUUGUUUUGCAAAAUUAGGCCUUCUCCAAAGGCCUGAAACCCCCUGAGGGUUCCCCUAUAGUGGCUUAAGGCUGCCUCACCAUGUAUACCUCUGGUUCGCAUGCUAGGGGGAGAGGGUACUGGACCUGCCAUAAAAAAGGGACCCUGCAAAAUGGCAACUUAUGUCCUUUCAUAAAAUUAAGAUUAAUACUCUCACACAAAGUUUUCAUCAUGUUUAACUUUAGAUUCCUCCCAAUGGAUGAACUGUAAACUCAAAUCCCUAACACAACUGUUCAAUCCAGUGCACUGAGCUGAGUCACUCUGGUUUAAAAGUGGGAUAAAUACACAUGCAUGUUUUUGUUUUGCAAAAUCAUUAGGCCUUCUCUAAAGGCCUGGAACAACCUGAGGGUUCCUCUUUUGUCAAGUCUUGAGUCAACAUAUGACUCAAGUCUAAGUUGCUGACUUGAGUACCCAACUCUGGAUUUAACAGAACAAUUUUUUCAUGAAAACUGUUUUUGUAAAUCUGUACGCUCAGUACUUGUGUUUGUUUCUGUGUAUAUUGUAGUGUUGGCAUAGAAGAAAAUGUGAAAAACCACAGUGUAUAGGCAAACGUUGUUUUAUUUUGAACAGGCAACAAGACAUGCCCAGACAAGGCAGAGGGUAACAGACAAGUACACAGCAUCUGUGGAAGGUGGACACUUCAACGCACUGCAAACUGACCUUCCUCAGUCACAAUUACUCCAAGCACCAGAACUACACUAAUAAUAUCAAUAACAGUAACAGCAGCAGCAGUACCUUUUAACCCAGGUGCCACUUGCAGUGCAGCCCAUGGAGGACAACAAAAUAUUAACUAUUUAGAGGAUGUGCUUUAAUAGAUUCGGGCAUGUUUCACAACGCCAGCAUGGUUCUGUUGUGUCACAUGUAAACGUAAAACACAGGAACAUGCAAGUUUUCAUCAGAAUACACAAGGAAGUCUAGCCACAGCCAGCUCCUUAAACUCUAUCAUCGCUUGUUGAUCUUUCUCCUCCAAUGGGUCCCGGUACUCUAUGGAUCUUCUUGACUUUUGAAAUGAUCAUUGCUGUAACUUGUUGUCUGGGCAAUGCGCUGGUGAUCUGGGCAGUGUGGACAUGUGGAGCCCUCAGUCAGCCCACUUUCUGCUUCAUUGUGUCCCUCGCUGUGGCUGAUUUCCUGGUGGGGUCUGUGGUCAUCCCUGUGUCUGUGCUUGUGGAUAUUGGUAUAAACACCUCUUUUCAUGGCUGCCUUUUCAUGUGUGGUGUCAUCAUAAUGCUACAAGUGGCUUCUGUCGCUUUACUCCUGGCCAUCGCAGUGGACCGCUUUCUCCGUGUGCGAAUCCCUCUGACGUAUAGGUCUACAGUCUCUAAAAAACGUUCUUGGAUCGUGGUGGCACUCUGCUGGGUCACUGCUGCGCUGCUGAGUUUUAUCUCCAUAUUUGGAUGGCACAGAUCUUUGGGUGCGGACAGCACUGAAUGCAGAUUCUUUAAUGUUAUCUCCUAUUCAUACGUAGUUUACUUCAUAUUCUUCAGCUUAUACCUUCCUCCACUGGCUAUAGUGACAGGCUUGUACUGUUACAUCUUCCUCACCACUCGAAGGCAGUUAAGAGCAAAUAUAGGUGUGGCUGCCAUGUCCAGCACAUACUACCAAAGAGAACACAGACUGGCUGCUUCACUGGUUCUGGUCUUGGUUCUGUUUGUUGUCUGUUGGCUCCCUCUGUUCCUCAUGUUUAUUGUAAGAUUAUAUGGUCAUAACAUUACAGUGCCCACUGUUGCCAUUGACAUAGGUGUCGUCCUCUCUCAUGCUAAUUCAGCAGUUAACCCCAUAGUUUAUGCGUUUAAGAUCCCCAAGAUAAAAGAGGCGUGUAAGAAGCUAUGGAGAAGAGUCUGUCAUGACAGAGAACAGCAGAGUGGCCAGCGUGAGACCCAGAAUAAUACAGACAGAAACAUGAUCUUCACAGAAAACACCGGAACAAAAUACAACAGUACAGAAAACAGAAGUGCUACACAGCCGCCGGUGUUGUAAUAACCUACUGCAACUGCUGACUUACAGUAUAUGAGACGCAAAGACUAUAGUUGCUGUUUACAAAAUUAUGAUUGACCUCUCAGCUAUCAAAGGAAAACCUUUGGCACUGUUGGAACGAUUUGUUGUUUUAUCUUAAAAAUUCAAACCCCAUUUGUGUGAAAGUUAAGGCACUUUGUAAAAUGCAAUAAAACCAUUUAGUGUGAUUUUGUGAAAUUCUUUUGAAUCUUUUUAACUGGCACAAGUACAUAGAAAUCACUUAAUGUUUUGAUUGACCAGCUUGAUUGUAAUUUGUUAAUAAAAACACAUUUUGAAUUGGGACAGGGCAAAAAGAGAGCAAAGAGUAUACAGAAUAUUGAAGUUAAACCAAACCGUUUGGAUCCUUCCACAACAAGCAGGUCAAUUGGUAACAGCUGAGUGUAUCAUGACUGGGCAUAGAAGGAGUGUCCACUAAAGGCUUGGUCUCAGCAAGCAAAGACGGACUCCAUAGAUUCCUGAGCAGCUGAGUCUUGUCAGGCAAGAAUGGGCAAAAUUUAAUGUCCUCAGUUCCAGUAAAAACUUUAAUGAAAAGAAAAGGUGAUAUUAUACAGUGGUAAACAUCUGUCUCUGGGUGUGUUGCAGACAUCCAAUUCUACAUUUUUAAGUUCUAGAACAUUGGAAAUCUUUGUACUUUUAUCAGUUAAAUAGAAUUUCAAGAGAAUUUAAAAAUGACAGAUUUGGGGGUCACAAUUUGGAAAUGUUGGAAUAGCAGUUUGGCGAACAUGCUCUCGCAGCCCAAUGGAAUAUUAAGAAAAUUUGAUAAGAGGCUGGAAAUUCUAAGACGGUGCAUUUAUAAUGCCGGUUGGACAGAGGAAGCUUAUGCUUGUGCCCAAAACACGGAGGAGUGAAGUGGAAUCCCUGUCAGAAGAAGCUAAUACUAAAGUGGAUAAAGGCGAUGAGGCCGAGCUUCAAGCCACAUGGGGCGAUAGCACUGACAGAAUGGACAGCAGGAUUACAACUGAGGUUCUCAAAAGACUGGAGGCGCUGUUCGACAAAAAAGACUGAUCCACCUUUUGCAAAGGCUAGAGGCGUGUGCUGCUGACAUCUCAAAAAUUGAAUAACGAAUGACUGAAGCAGAUGCUCACGUAUUAAUCUCAGGAAUUCUACCUGGUUAGGUUGUGAGCCAGAAGGAUUCCCUUUGCCAUGUUCUACCCAGCGGUCCUCCGUGGCGGUGAAAUUUUUCAACCAACCAUGGAAUGUUAAGGCUCUCCUGAACAGCUUGCAGGUGAAGGCUUCACCUACGUUGUCUCGUCCUCCAGGGGAGCUGUCGACUUCUAAUUGAGGUGGACGAGAAGCUGCCAAUAGUCAAUGUAAUGUUUGAAGGCUAAAGUUUAGUAUAACUUUUGAUGCAGUAGUAAAUUUGUUGUUAAUGGCUAUGUUGUUACCUUCAAAGUUGGUAUUCUUAGCUUUUAAAUGCCUGUGGGAGUUAAAUGGGGCUCUAUAUGGGUUGAAAACAAGGUUACCAGGUACUGUGCUGUUGGUUAUUUGUUCUCUCUUACUUUGUAUUUUGCUUAGUGAAAUGUUUUAGUUUGUAUUAUUGCAGCUGUGAGGCACUCGCUAUGUUUUUGUUCAUAUAUUAUGGCAAACAACGUGUUUUGUUUCUUACUCUGUAUUGUGCUCUAACAUUGUUUUGUGUUUACUUUCUUUACACGGGAGCUUGUGUCACUGAUUUUAAAAUUGAACAGGAGAAGUCGAUAUAUUUGUUAGACAAAGUUAUAACUAGUGGAUGAUGAGCCAAGACUUACUUUUUGUUCUUGGAAUGAAAGAGGUAUACACAACCCAAUUAAGAGAAAAAAGAUACUGCCUUUUCUUAAGAAAAGGGAUUCACAGCUCUCUUACAGGAAACUCAUCUCUCUGCUUAUAAACAUUUAAAGCUGAAGCAGGACCUGGCGAGUGUUGCACCCAAACGAUAGAGUUUACAUUUUCCUCAGCUGUUCAUAGGUCCAGUAGUAGAAUUGAUUUCAUGUUAACACCUAAGGUCUCACUGCAAAAGGUUCAUAGCUGUACUAUAGGGUCGUUCUUAUUCCAGAUUAUGCAUCUGUUAUUAGAAAUGUUCAUCUCUAUAAAAUGAUUAGUCAGAACAAAUUUAACCCAUUUUUUGUUACAUGACUUUAAUUUCAAGAAAUAUAUGAAUGAAGAGCUUGGGCACUUUCUCAAAGAGAAUAGUACGCCGGGUGUCAUACCUAAUCUCUUGUGGGAUACAGCGAAGGCUUACAUUCGGGGUAUGGUUAUAGCAUAUGCAGCCAAUCAGAGUAGGAGGAGCAGAGUAGAGCAAAGGAAACUGGAAUUAAAACUACAUGAUUUACAGCAGAGAUUUAACAGAUGAUGAGCUGUUGAGUAAAUUACAGACUAUGAACGCCUCGUUAGAGGCAGUAGGAACAAAGAAAGCAGAGAAAUCAAUUUUCUUUGCCACGCAGCAAAUGCACAAGUUUGCAAAUAAGCCUAAUUGGUACCUAGAUAAUCUUUUAAAAAUAGGUCUCAUAAUCAAAGUAUAUCUGGGAUUAAGGACUUAAGCAUCCCUAAGCAUUCAGUUAAAGAAAUAAAUGAUCAUUUUAAGGGUUUUUUUUUUUUACAAGCAACUACACACUUCCCAAUUAAAGACAGACUCAACUGAAAAGUAUGAAGAAGUAAAAAAACUUCAUUUUUACCGUUUCCAGUAUUUCACUGUGCAACCUGAACAAACUCAAGUUCUUAUGUGAAGAUUUCAUGAAGGCUGAACACAAAGUACACAGACACAAAAAGCCCAGAUUGAAGCAGGGAUUGAAAACGGCUGCAUUUCAAGUCUUUUCACCAGGGAAAAUUGUUUGGUGGCAUCUAUGGGUCCCUUCAGACAGCAACAGUCCUAAACAAUUGUAUUCCAGAUUUUUUUUCAUUCACCCAAUCACUUUUGAAAUGAGCAGAAUACGUAUAAACACAUACAUUAUAAACACAUCUGAUUUCAUAGUUCACCCAGUGUCAAUAUGAAUGCUCAGUUAAAGCUUACAUUCUGUAUUUUAAUGUCAUUGGUUCACUUAUAACUAUAGUAAGUUGACAUACAUUCCCUUUUAAAUAAAUUCUUCACGGUAGGACUGAAUAAUUUGGGUAAAGUAUCUAAUGUUGAUUUCUUACAAAUAUUCUGACAUCAAUUGAUUGUUUUUAUAUAAAUUGAGAUGCAGCCUUUUUUUCCUUUUUAUCAUUGUUUAUUAUUUUUAUUAUUUAUUAAUUAAUUUAUUUAUUUAGUCCAAGAAGACCGUGUCCAUUUUUUCUACAUGCUGCACAUGGGUGUUCAUACUAUAAGGUAAUAUUUAAGAAAUGUGCAGAGCAGCAAUGAAGAUGUAAUGUAACUGUGAAUGGUCUAGGGGUAAGAGAUCUGCAAAGACAGCAAUUAAAGCCACAGUGACAAAUGUCUGUCAAAUUAUUUACCUGAAGGGAAGUUGCUUCCGUUACUGUGUCAGUUUUCAGGAAUGCCCCCCAGAGCACCCCCUGAUAUACAAGCAUGCAGGCUCUGCAGUCCACAUACAGAGCUAUCAGUUCUAUUCAUUUGGUCAACAUGGCCCUGCACUUCAUGCUACAGCAUCUCAACAGUGCUGGAACCUAUUCAAGUGUUCCAUUUGUGGAUUUCAGCUCAGCAACGUCAUAGCACCAGAGCUGCUGCAGAUCAAACUGCUGCUGCAGUCUGUCAUGGAUCAUGGAUUUUGUGACAAACAGGAGACAGGAAAACACACAUCGGACCUCCGGACCCCAAAUACUGGAGUUUCACAAGGUUGUGCGCCCUCACCCCUUUUCUUCAUUCUGUGCACCUACAACUGUGUCAAGGAACCAACUGUGAAGAUCUUUAAGUUGGCAGACCACAGCACUAUGGUGGGCCCCACAGACAGCAGUGAUGAAUCGAGCAGCUGGCCUCCUGGUGCAGCAGCAACAACCUACUGCUGAACCUGAAAGACUGUAGAGAUGGUGGUAGAUUUCUGCCGCCACUUUUAAUUUAUCUCAUGUUGGUUCUAAUUCAUGUAGAUGUCUAAACUUAAUAAAAAAAUCAGGAUUGAAAAUGCA